CCCUUAGCCGAGCUGGGAAACGCAAGACAAUUAAACGACGACGUUCCCACAAAUUAUAAAAAAAUGAACUCUUCGUGGAAACGGUAAAAGCUCCCUCUUUGGAUUUCUCCGUCCUUACUUUCUCCGAUUCCAACGUCGUGAGUGUCUUAUCCUCCCACCGCUCUACGAAAUCGAAUUCUCGUUUCGCUCCAAAUGAACUUGCUGGAGAAGCUGAAGAUGCCAAGGAAGGAACCGGGUAAAGAGAAAGCACCCAAAGUCGAAGUUCCGGUUUGCUGGCUCGAAACAUCUGAUUCCGUCACUCGCCGUUACGAAUUUGUACACGACGGCUACCUCUCCGUGAAGGUGGUUAAUGAUUCAAGACCGGUCUACCAUAGGGUAGUUGAACCUUUCCUGAACAAGUUCUUUCCCUCGGGAUAUCCAUAUAGUGUGAAUGAGGGUUACCUUAGAUGCACACAAUUUCGGGCAUUGCAACACUUGUCCAGUGCAGCAUUAUCCGUUUUAUCAAGCUUGCGACCUACCCCUGCACAGGCAACUGCAGUUGGUUGGAUAUUGAAGGAUGGAAUGCAGCAUAUGGGAAAGCUCAUAUGUAGUAAUUUGGGUGCAAGAAUGAACUCAGAACCAAAACGUCGGAGAAUUUUGGCUGAUGUGCUCUAUGAUCUGGUUACGGGUUUGGAAGUUCUUUCACCUUUAUGUCCUCACCUUUUUCUUGAAGUAGCAGGGCUCGGAAUGGCAGUGGUUGCUGCAAGGGCGACUAGAUUACCAAUAUGUUCUUCAGUUGCCAAAGAAGGGAAUCUUAGUGACCUAUUUGCAAAAGGAGAGGCUAUAUCAACACUUUGCAAUGUUGUUGGUAUAGGAGUUGGGAUGCAGUUUGCAUCUACUCUUUGUUCAUCAAUGCAAGGGAAGUUGGUUGUUGGGCCUUUUCUUUCCUUCAUACGUGUGUAUAGUGUCGAUGAAGAAAUGCGAGCUGCACCAGUCAAUACAUUGAAUCCUCAGAGAACUGCCAUGAUUGUGACUGAUUUUCUAAAGACAGGAAAGGUAUCUAGUCCUGCAGAUCUCAGAUACCGAGAAGAUCUGCUAUUUCCUGGACGACUAAUUGAAGAUGCUGGGAAUGUGAAAAUAGGAAGGGCUUUGCACAAGGUUGUCAAGCCUUCAAAACUUCAGGAAUGGAAAGAAAUAUUCCCUGAAGAGAAGUUUGUUUUGAGUCAUGGAAAUAAAUGGACUGACAUGUUGUUAGAGCAUAAUGCUACAGGAGAAGAUGCACUAAGAGGUUGGCUAUUUGCUGCAUAUGCUGCAAGCAUGGAGAAUUCCUUCCAUGAGCCAAGUGUUAGUGUCAUGGACUUAAGGAAGAGUUUUGAAUCUCAUAUCAGAUAUAAAGGAAGGUCACUGGGGUACAUAAGGGUUCACAUCACCUUUGUUUUAUGAGGUGUCUUUUGUGGGACAAAACCGUGAGAUCAGAGCGGCCAGAGCGGACAAUACCUCACAAGGGUGUGAACUAUGACAAGUAAAUUGAUUUGAGACGUCGGAUGAGUGGAUAUCCAGGUCAUGGAGCGCGCGGGUCUUGAGCUUUAAGUUUCGGUCCAUGACAAGUAGUAUCAGAGACAACUCUAAACCGUUCGAUCCAUACCAAGCGCCUCGAGAGAAGUAGGAAGGAUGGCUAGCCUUCGUGAUGAGGGCGUCACGAGGCUGGGUGAGGAAAAAUGUCACGGACUUAAGGAGAAGUUUUGAAUCUCAUAUCAGAUAUAAAAAGAAGCUCAUUGGGAUAUAUAAGGGUUCACACCACCUUUGUCUUAUGAGACGUCUUUUGUGAGACAAACUUGUGAGGUCAAAGGGGUUAAAGUGGAUAAUAUCUCACAAGGGUGUGAACCGUGACAAGUAGGUUGAUUUGGGACAUCGGAUGAGUGGAUGCUUGGAUCCUAGAGUUGCGCAGGUCUGAAACUUGAGUCUCGGCUAGGUUGAUUUGGGACAUCGGAUGAGUGGAUGCUUGGAUCCUAGAGUUGCGCAGGUUUGAAACUUGAGUCUCGGCCCAUGACAUUAGUGUCUUGCAAGAUGCUUACAACAAGAUGAACAGUAUGUUCACUCCAUUUCUGUGUGAGCUGCAGGCCAAAGGUUGGCAUACUGAUCGUUUUCUUGAUGGAACGGGAAGCCGUUUUGUAUUUUGAUAUUUCAUAGUUCACUCGAUAUUCUACUCCUAGACAACAGAUAUUCAUUGUUGAAACUGAGCUGUAAAAGAGAUUGUAUUUGUUUUUAGAGGUAGUGAUGUGCCCGUAAUUUGAAUAUAGGCUGUACUUGCACUAACUUGCAUUUGAAUUUUUGGAAUGAAAAACAUCAGUAAAAUCAUCAA
Messenger RNA from Durio zibethinus, 2341 nucleotides. NCBI's taxonomy places the organism in Eukaryota, Viridiplantae, Streptophyta, Magnoliopsida, Malvales, Malvaceae. The record is from RefSeq and is a predicted model, not a curated record.